Molecule: messenger RNA, 686 nt
Organism: Thlaspi arvense
Lineage: Eukaryota; Viridiplantae; Streptophyta; Magnoliopsida; Brassicales; Brassicaceae
Source: the annotation of a GenBank genome assembly
AGAAUCUCCACCACUAUCUAGGAGCUUCAAUCUCUCACCAUCCAAUUUUUUCCAUAUAUAUUGCAUAACUUGGUUCUCUUAUUCCUCAAGUUUUAGAAAAUAAAGUAAUAAUAAUCAUAAAGAAAAGGAUGUUAGAAGGGAAAGCAGUAAUGGGUGAGACAGAUAUGAAGCAAACAAUGAAGGAGGAUGCUCUCAGUUUGGCCGCCAAAGCCCUUGAUUGCUUCGAUGUCACCGAACCCACUUCAAUCGCCCGUUUCAUCAAGAAGGAAUUUGAUAGAAAAUACGGAUUGGGGUGGCAGUGUAUUGCGGGGACUCAUUUUGGAUCGUUCGUGACUCAUUGCAGUGGCUGCUUCAUUCAUUUCUCCGUUGGCAGCCUCACCAUUUUGCUUUUUAAGGGAUCAGCUGGUGAACCGGAGCCCAAACCGACAAUUUAGUCAAUUCAGUCAUUGUUGUGAAAAUAAUCAAGUCUUUAUUUGGAUUUAUGUAGUGUAUAAUCUAUAAGUCUAGUUUUUUUUUUUUUUCAACAGCGAUUUCACUCAUUUGUACGGUUUGUAUGUUAAUUUUUUCUACUUGCUUAGGAAUCGGAAUUUAAAAUGUUACAACAGGUAUCGUAUGAAUAUUGUACAAUAUGCUAAAAGAAUGAUAGCUAGUCUUUUUUUUGGUAAAAUGCGAAUUCAAAAUUGUCC